Molecule: messenger RNA, 681 nt
Organism: Diorhabda carinulata
Lineage: Eukaryota; Metazoa; Arthropoda; Insecta; Coleoptera; Chrysomelidae
Exons: 3
Coding region: 100-630 (176 amino acids)
Source: RefSeq, a predicted model, not a curated record
AAAAGAAGAAUCAAAGAAUUGCUUACCGCUUUGAAGGUUAUUUCAAAAUAAUAAUAGAGAAGUGAUAGAGUAUUUGUUUAAUUCUAUUUAAACUCUAAAAUGUCUUCAAGAAAUGUUGAAAUUAAAGCCAAAGUACGUAAUAUAAAUGAUCUUAUCGAACGAGCAAAUUCGUUAAAUCCAGAACGAAGUGAAAUAAUCAAACAAUAUGACACAUUUUACAAUGUUUCACAUGGAAGACUGAAAAUGAGAAAGUUUGAGUUAUGUAUUUUUCAGAAUAAUACUGGAGAAUUAAUUUAUUAUGAUAGACCUGAUACAGAGGGACCAAAAGUAUCUACAUUUAAAAAGGCUUCUAUAAAUGUAUCUAUUGAUGAUUUAACUUCAGUUUUAGAAGAAGCUUUGGGUAUUAAGAAUAUUGUCAGAAAAGUUAGAAAAAUGUUGUUAGUCGGCCAAACUAGAAUCCAUAUUGAUGAUGUAGAAGGAUUAGGACACUUUAUGGAAUUAGAGGUAAUGUUGCAUGAUGAUCAAAGCCCUGAAGAUGGUGAAAACAUUGCAAAUGAGUUGAUGGUGAAAUUAAAUAUUAGUAAGCAGGAUUUGAUUUCUGGUGCCUAUGCUGAUAUGCUGAAAAAAUAAAUUUGUCCAAAGCCAUAUUACAAUAUAUUUUGUAAUCUAUUUCUUUGUAAA